Messenger RNA from Effrenium voratum, 3188 nucleotides. Lineage: Eukaryota; Dinophyceae; Suessiales; Symbiodiniaceae. The record is from the annotation of a GenBank genome assembly.
AGCUGUUUGUGCUCAGUGGCCGAAUCUUCCUGCUGCCUUGAGUGCAGCUGUAGCCUUGCCCAUGCAGCUGUCGCGGAGGGCGCACAUUCUGGCCACCCUGGCCGCUUUUGUGCUGGACAUAUCAGUGGCGGGUGGCAUUUUUGCCAUCGGCAACAUCGAGAAGAAGGACACCCACGUGGCCAAGUACGAAUCAGUGACCUCUGAUACCCUCACCUGCUGUUUGGUCCGCCUGGUGGUCUUCCCGCUGAUUUCCUGCCUGGCUCUCGUCGUGUACCGCCGAACCGAGGCGCAGUCUCCACUGCAGCAGUACCGGCGCGCCCAGGAGGCCCGCACGGUGGCGAGCUCCAGCUCCGCCUCGGAUCUCCGGGUGCCUUUGGCGGAGGUGCCUAUGCACACUGUCAACGGUACAAGCCCUUCUUCGGAUGCGAGCUUCUGCAGCAAUGGCACCGAGAAGAGCGCCUUCGAGAUGAACCGGGAUCACGCGCUUCUGAUGAAGAGAGCAGACCGCAGGAAGGAAAUCAUCAUGAUGGUGCUGUUUGCCAUCAGCACAGGCAUGUCGUUCUACAACGGCAUCAAGUGCAUCGUGUUCCAUUAUGACCCGAACUACUUGGUGAUACAGGGCACGUUGCAAGCGUUGACCAUGAUCAUGAUCAACGUGGAAUAUUUCAUGCUGAAGAAUGUGCUCAAUAAGUUCACGGAGGAGCAAGGUGAGCUGAUCGCACAUAUCCACAUGCACCCGCUGUUCUUCGAGACCGGGCUGAAGUGCCAUGGCUGCGACAUCUGCAGCGAUCAGAUGAAGGGGCCGCACUACGUGGCCUACAGGUGUCGCACCUGCGACUUUGACCUUUGCCCCAGGUGCUAUAAACAGAAAGACAAGACCAGCGCGAAGGGAUUUGGUGCUCGAUCUGUUCGGCGGGAUGGGGAGCAGAUCACCACCUGGACCUACUUCAAGCGUAUUGUGCUCAUCUCCUUGGACUUUUGGCCCACGCUGGUCGCCGCGGUGGUGUGCCUGGUGAUCACGCAGAUGCUACAGAUCAUGGCGCCCAAUGUGCAGGGCUCCAUCUUCGACGGCAUCAUCGCGUUUCUGCAGCACCCGGAGUCGGGGCGGGGCCGCUUCGAGACAGCCAUGGCCACCUACGUGGUGGUGAACCUGCUGCAGGGCUGCUUCAGCGGACUCAAGGCGCUGGCCCAGGAGUUGGUCCAGCGGCGGAUGGCGUGCUCGGUGCGGCUGAAGCUCUUCGCCAGCGUCAUCCGCAUGGACAUCGCCUUCUUCGACACCAUGCACACGGGGCAGCUCACCAGCCGGCUCACCAACGACGCCAGUCAGAUGACGCAGCCUCUGAGCACCCUCAUGAACGACCUGCUGGCCAACGUGCUACUUCUGGUGGGCGGCAUGCUGAUGGCCUUCCGCACCUCUUGGAAGCUCUCGAUCUUGGCCCUCACCAUCGUGCCCCCCAUCACCUACAGCUACCGGGCCUACGCCAAGUGGGCGCGCAAGGUGACGAGGUCCAUCUACUGCGCCUACGGCGAGGCCAACUCCACCGCCACGGACGCCAUCUCCAACAUCCGCACCGUGCGGGGCUUCUCCACUGAGGAGUUCGAGGCCGGCAAAUACUCGGACAGCAUCAACACAGCCCUGGGCCACGGGGUCCGCAACGCCUACGUGGGUGCAUCGGUGACCGCCUUCUCCACGUAUUUGAACCUGGGCACUGCGGUGUUGAUCCUUUGGUACGGGGGGCAGCUGGUCUGCGACGGGAACGGACAGAUGAGCAUCGGCUCGCUGAUCACCUUCCAACUCUACUGGAACAUGAUGAACAGCGCCUUCAUCUCCUUGGGGAAUGUCUUCAACGACCUGAUCAGGUCCUCCUCUGCCGCCGAGCGGGUGUUCUCCCUCAUCGACGCGCGCCCGGAUGUGAACCCCGACGAGGGGGAAAUCGUGACGCGGGAAAGCGUGAAGGGCCACUUGCAGCUCAAGGGUAUCCAGUUCCGGUAUCGGUCACGUCCCGACAGCAUCGUCCUGAAGGGUAUUGACAUUGAGAUGGAGCCUGGUACCACCACUGCCUUGGUGGGCAAGAGCGGGGGUGGCAAGAGCACGCUGGUGCAUCUGCUCAUGCGUUUCUACGAGCCCACGGCUGGGGACAUCAUCUUGGAUGGCCGGAAUACCAAGCUUCUGUCCUCCAAGAGCGUGCGCCAGUGCUGCGGCUUCGUGGCCCAGGACACGCAGCUCUUCUCCUGCUCCGUGGAGGAGAACUUGGGCUACGGCCUAGGCCGAGACCACACGAAGGAGGAGCUCAUAGAGGCGUGCAAGGCUGCCAAUGCCCAUGAGUUCAUCCUGGAGAUGGAGGAGGGCUACGAGACCCGUGUGGGGGAGAAGGGCAUCAUGCUGUCGGGGGGCCAAAAGCAGCGCCUCGCCAUCGCGCGCUGCUUCCUGCGGAAGCCCCGGAUGCUCUUCCUGGACGAGGCCACCUCCGCCCUGGACGCGGAGAACGAGGCGAUGGUGCAAGCGGCCCUAGAGAAGCUGAUCACGGAGCUGCAUUCCACCGUGGUGCUCAUCGCUCACCGCUUGAGCACCGUGAUCAACGCCACGCAGAUCUGCGUGGUGCACAAGGGCGCCAUCAUGGAGCGGGGCACCCACGAGGAUCUGCUCAAGACCGGCGGGGUCUACAGCCAGCUGGUGAGCCGGCAGCUGUCGCGGGACGCCAGCGCCGUCAUGGACGCCAAGGACAAGGGGAAGCAGUGCGAGAUCGAUGAUCUGAUUGAAGAGAUGGAACAAUCAGGUGGCUUAAACCUGGAGCAAUGAUCUCCGAGCCGGCAUUUGCUGCGUGCAGAGCAGUUCAACUUGCCGACGGAAAUUCUGUCUCUCGGCGGUCAGCGCUUGUCGCCUGGCGCCUGAGGCAAACACAAUUCGAUGAGCGCCGACAAACUAAAACGGCGCCUCUUAAUGAUCAAUGCCGGUCAGCGCUUGUCGCCUGGCGCCUGAGGCAAGCACAAUUCGAUGAGCGCCGACCAAAACUAAAACGGCGCCUCUUAAUGAUCAAACCGCCCCUGAAGCGUUUCGGGGUUGCGGGUUGCAUGGGAACUUCAGCCGCCAAAUGGCGAGCUACCGAAGUCGUGCCGCCCGGCCCGAGUUUGGACACAAUUUUCCACUAGCACGGCAUGUGGACGUACCAUGGAUGGACGAAAUGUUG